Molecule: messenger RNA, 1322 nt
Organism: Pangasianodon hypophthalmus (striped catfish)
Lineage: Eukaryota; Metazoa; Chordata; Actinopteri; Siluriformes; Pangasiidae
Product: liver-expressed antimicrobial peptide 2-like
Exons: 3
Coding region: 96-368 (90 amino acids)
Biological process (GO): antimicrobial humoral immune response mediated by antimicrobial peptide; defense response to bacterium
Source: RefSeq, a predicted model, not a curated record
AGCCUGUCCUACAGCUUUAUAAAGCCAGACUGAUCUCCUGGACUCAUAAUCAACCAGACCAGCAUUAAGCUUUUUAAGAAGGAACUGCCACCAACAUGCAGCACUACAACCAAACUGUGACAAUACUGUGCCUUUUGGCGUUGCUUUUCACAAUGCAUCAGGUCUCCAGUGCACCAACACUAAUGUCUGAAGCUACAUCAGAAAUCGAGCAGUCAGACACUGUACUGCACCGUAAAGCUCGAAUGACUCCGCUGUGGAGAAUCUUGGCCAGUAAACCGCACGGUGCUUACUGUCAUGACCAUAUAGAGUGCUCUACAGGACUCUGCAGGAAUGGCUUUUGCUCUUUUGAUGAACCUGUUCAUUCUUAGUGGAUCUGGAGGUUAAAAGAAUUACACUGAUGGUGCCAUGUCAAACUAUACAAAGCCAACAACACCACAACAACACAAAUGCAUAUAGAGGUAUACAAAACAAGAGCCAUACAGAUUUCAAAAUAUUAAUUCUUUUUAAUUGGAAUUGUUAUGUUAGGACAACAAAAGAUGUGCACAUUUAAUUAAAAAUGUGUAAACUUGUAUAAAAUUGUUUCUAUGCAAAUUAUGAGCUUAAGUAAAAAAAAAUGAAAAAUGUAAUAUUAAAAUGUCACAUGUAAAAUAUGUAAAUAUUAAUAUUUUUACUGCAACUAUAUAUUAAUUGCAUUCAUAUAUUUAUUUCUUAAUUGUGCAAAUAUAAUCACAAUAAUGUAACUAUAUGUGUACUACUCAUCUAUAUAAAAAGAGGACAUUUUUAUAUCUUAUUGUAUAAUUGUGUAGUACAUAUACAGUUAAAUUACACAAAAGUAUAGAAAACAAAAGUAUACAAACUGUAUUACGCAUAUGUUUAGUGUAGGCACGUCAUUUUUAUCUUUUAACAAGCUGACAAAACUUACACUUGACACACUUUUUUUAUCUUAUUGUGACUAUUUUGUUUUUUUCCCUUUUUAAUCUCAAAAGUAUGGUGUUGUGAUGCCAUUUUCUGUGUACUGAACCUGAAAUAAUUUUAUUAAGAAAAGUGAUAUAUUUAUACACUGUGUUUUGUUAUUGCCUACACCCGAGAGAGUGAAUUAUUUUCACAAAAUUGUACUGUAAAAAAAACUUGUUGUACUGUUAAAGGUCUUGAUAAUGCAUUAUUCAGUUUAAAUGAUUACUGCAUUCGCUCAUGAUUUCUCUUGAAUAAUUAAUGGGUUACCAAGGAUCCUUAUUGUUGUAAAGUGUUACCUGUAUGUACAAGUACAGGAGCUGUGCGCUUUGAAAAAAAAAGCAUUGUCAAAUAAAAAUGGUGUAAAUGAU